Molecule: messenger RNA, 804 nt
Organism: Nasonia vitripennis (jewel wasp)
Lineage: Eukaryota; Metazoa; Arthropoda; Insecta; Hymenoptera; Pteromalidae
Product: UPF0746 protein DDB_G0281095-like
Exons: 3
Coding region: 1-804 (267 amino acids)
Source: RefSeq, a predicted model, not a curated record
AUGAGUAAAAAGUCCCUAGGGAAACCACCAGUAGAGUUCGAUAUAGAGAGAAUAGAGAGGAUCAACGAUCUGAUGUUUUUGGAACACAUCUGGAAGGUGGAAAAAUAUGUCACACAGUGUCCUAAAUCGACAGAAAAACCCAGAAUUUCUGCAGCUUCCGAUUGGGAGGAGUUUGAAAAAGAUUUUGAUAUAUCAAAUCAUUUAUUAGGAAUGUCGAAAGAAGAAGUACAAAACUAUUGCAACGAUUUAGAAGUAUAUCUAUAUGAAGAGCAUGAGCAGCAGCAAGAGCAUGUGCAGCUGCAGCAACAUCAGAACACGGAACAGUUGCAGCAAGAAGAAGAGCAGCAACAGCAAGAAGAAGAGCUGCAGAAGCAAGAAGAAGAGCAGCAGCAACAAGAAGAAGAAACUUCAGAAGCACAUAUUGAUUUGAUUAAAUUUCUACAAGAUACUGCAAUAUUUUUUUCUCGAAAAAUGAAAAGUAUAUUGCUUACAAAUACAAAUGAUAAAACUUUUAAAUCUAAUGUCACGCAACCUCUACUUGGGGAUAUUGAAGAAAACAUACAGAUCAACAUAAAUAAAUUUAACCCAAUGCGUACUGGUAGCUCUUAUAUACCUUUACCGACAUUUAUAGAGAAAAGAAAAGCAUGCCUCAAUGUUAAAAAUUUUGAGAACAAAUGCUUCAUAUGGGCAAUUUUAUCUGCCUUGCAUCCUGCAAACCACAACAAUCAUCCAAAUAGAUUGAGCAAUUACAUAUUAUAUGAAUAUACAUUAAACAUGAGAGGUAUUGAGUUACCGGUAUCAUAA